This is a messenger RNA of Macrobrachium nipponense, 459 nucleotides long. RefSeq lists its product as uncharacterized. Lineage: Eukaryota; Metazoa; Arthropoda; Malacostraca; Decapoda; Palaemonidae. The transcript is spliced from 4 exons. Bases 31 to 459 code for a protein of 142 amino acids. The record is from RefSeq and is a predicted model, not a curated record.
GAUUCCGAGAGGCCAAAUCCCCAUGCAGAGAUGGACCAAUUCCUAUAUGCGUUCGCUGCAAUAUUAGUUACUGUGCUCCUUUCUGGCAACACUGUUGACUGCCAAAAUGUUACCAGGGUGCUUUUCCAAGCGGACGAAAAGGCGACGGACGAAUCUAUGCUUGACAUAAGCAUCAACGCCAUACCGGAAUUGACAGAGCUGACAGUAUGUUUCCACCUGUUCAUGCUACAUUCUGCCCCUUAUAACCCGAUCGUCAGUUAUUUUUCCGAGUACGACAACGAAAUUGUUAUAGGUCUCAAGUGGACUGGCCAGUUCAUCGAAUUCGAGUGUUGCCAAGCGCGUGUCAAGUUUAUCGUAAACGUCCCCGUCAGAAUUCGAUCGUGGCAUCACGUCUGCUUCUCGGUCAACCUCAAAAUUCGCCGCUAUUACUUGGCUUACGAUGAUAUUGUGAGUGCCUAA